Molecule: messenger RNA, 1226 nt
Organism: Tigriopus californicus
Lineage: Eukaryota; Metazoa; Arthropoda; Copepoda; Harpacticoida; Harpacticidae
Product: ankyrin repeat domain-containing protein 40-like
Exons: 2
Coding region: 486-1226 (246 amino acids)
Molecular function (GO): protein binding
Source: RefSeq, a predicted model, not a curated record
GAUGUCUCUCACAUACGACUUAUGAACGUCUGUUUACAUAUGCUGAUCAUUUCCCCCCACCGUGGAAGCCUCAGAGGCAUCAGGGGCACUAAUCCCCACUGGGCAGUGGGCACUAGGCAUUGGGCAUGGGGCCCCUUGCCGGGCUUCUGCGCCCUCUAUCGUCCAUGCGUCGAAGUAAACCUGGUGCAUGUCCCUGACGUUCGUGCGUUCGAUGCUCUUGCAGGAGAAAGUGGAAUCCUAAUCAACACUAGCCAAGGGGGAACCUGGUUCAUAAUUCAUGAUCAUUGAUAUUAUGGCUUAAAUCGUCCGUUGGGUCAUACUGGGUCAUCCGGAUCCCCCAUGUCCGUUCAGCCUUAAAGUCCGUCAAGUACGGUGACCACGUGUCUGACGGACUCAAGGCUUAUUGGCCCGACCCAGGUGUCGGUCGGUCUGUGUGUGUUUGUGCCCUGUUGGUAAACUGAGACCGUCCUUGGGCGAAUCAAUCCAUGUUGGUCAUGGAGGAGAAAUUGCGAGAAGCCGCGUGUUUCGGGGAUUUGGACGCGCUGACCACGUUGCUCAACAAGGGCACCAAUAUCAAUGCCCAACACAAGAUCAAUGGCUGGACCGCCUUGCAUUGGGCCGCCAAGCGGAAUAACGCCCAAUGCGUGGACAUUUUAUUGUCGCGUGGGGCGGAAAAGACCAUUCAUAACUCCAAAGGCGAGACCCCGGCCAUGUUGACCACCCAACGCGAGAUUCUCGUCCGAUUCGGUGUCCCCGAACCCGUCAAAAAUGGAGACAGCACGCAUUCACCCCGACCCAAAACACCCAAAACGCCCAAAUCCGAGUCGCAUGGAUCGAAUGCAAAUGCCUCGUUUGUGCCUAAUUAUCUCAAGCAUCCGCCAUUAGCGCACAAAGUGGAUGUGGGCCCGGAUGUGGACAAGCUGCGAUCGCGUUCGGCCGAUGCAUCCCAAGGGGGACUGGUGUCCAGACCGGCGCAUGCCCCGGUUCGAGCCCCGCCGCCGGUCAAAUCGUACCGGAUCUUGAAGAUUCGAUUGGUGGGCAAGGAGCAUUUUGAUAAGGAUUUCAUUGAGGUGGACAUCCCUAGUCAGGAGUUGUCUUUUCGACGGGUGAUUGACGUGAUUUGCGACGAGUUUUCGGUCAACCCAUUGACGGUGCUCAAAGUGCGGAAGCUGCCCAACACAAAAUUGAGGCGUGAUGUAGAAGUCCAGCGAUUGGCNCAUGAUUGA